Molecule: messenger RNA, 2026 nt
Organism: Colletes gigas
Lineage: Eukaryota; Metazoa; Arthropoda; Insecta; Hymenoptera; Colletidae
Product: delta-like protein A
Exons: 7
Coding region: 1-1266 (421 amino acids)
Biological process (GO): cell communication; motor neuron axon guidance
Cellular component (GO): membrane
Source: RefSeq, a predicted model, not a curated record
AUGAUACUACUGGUCGCCUGUCUCAGCCUCCUAAUUGGUCCCGGUGAACUGGGCAACCUGAACAAUGGCCUAUCCGUCGGUGUGACAGCAGUUCUCGGCAUCGGUUCGUUGCCUUUUGGAUUCGCGACAGGACCCAGGUACGUUCCAAAAUGGAAAAAACAGGCGUGCGAAAUACCAGCCGCGCAGCAUCCAAACUCGCACUACGUUUGCGACGAAGCCGGCGAAGUAAAGUGCCUGCCAGGAUGGACCGGCGAUUUGUGCGACGUGCCAAUCUGUCGGAAGGGGUGCGACCCUCUUCAGGGUUACUGCCGUCGACCCGGUGAAUGUCGCUGCAAAUUGGGCUUCUAUGGCGAGCUCUGCGACAAGUGUGUAGCUUUGCCUGGAUGUCAGCACGGCAGCUGUAACGUGAGCUUCGAGUGUUCCUGCGAUCCUGGAUGGAAAGGCAUGUUCUGCUCGGAACCGAUCUGCGCGGCCGAUUGUCUGUCCAGCCAGGGAUAUUGCGAGAAACCCGGCGAGUGCAGGUGUCGAUUAGGUUGGCAGGGUUCAAAGUGCAAACAGUGCGCCGUUUUGCCGGGUUGCGUGCACGGAACGUGCCAAGGACCUCUCGAAUGUCGUUGCGAACCUGGCUGGACCGGACUCCUUUGCCAGACGCCAAUUUGCUCGCAAGGAUGUAGUAGAGAACAUGGCACCUGUCGGCGUCCAGAAACGUGCAGAUGUCGAGUAGGAUGGACAGGACCUAACUGCACCGAAUGCGUACCUUAUCCUGGAUGCGUACACGGGUCCUGCAAACGACCAUGGGACUGUCGUUGCGAGCCUGGAUGGGCAGGUGACCUAUGCAACGAGAAACUAACGUAUUGCGACGAGCAUCCAGAUACCUGUCGCAACAACGCAACAUGUAUCAGCAUGACCAAAGAAGACGGCAAUUACAGGUGCAUCUGUCCUCUCGGUUACAUGGGUCGCCAGUGUCAAAUUAAAACGAUGGUUCCGUCGACGGAAUUAAUACCACCGACUCUCGAUUCGACCGAUUCAGAAACGAAACCGCAAACGAUUUCGACGAAACCAGAAGUAAGCGAGGGCCCUCAAACUCUGGACGACAAAGAAAAAGACACGAUGAAAAUAGAAACGCAAACGGCGGAACCGUUAGGGCCAAUUGUUAUCACGGAUCCACCGUCCACUAUCGAUCCCGCCGCGACCGUAGGAAAAUGGCCAACCGAAUCUCCUACGGAGCCACCGAUCAUGGAAAUGGACGACGACAACGAAACAUGAAACAUAAAAGUUGACGGAGCCUAUUCCUCGACUGUUAUUUAUUUCAUCUAUUUAUUUAUUUAUUCUAAUUGUAAUCGAUACUUACUCAGUACUGCUUAGAAAUUGUUUGCUAGCCGCGAAUCUAAUCGACGAUCUAUUUUAUCUUGUAAGAGUCCUUCAUAGUCGUUCGAUAUCGUAAAUAAAUACAGUCGUAAACGUGUAAUUCGAGUUUGAAACAUAACUGAGACAUAGAGGCGAUAAAACUAAUACGAUACGACAAACUGCGUUAACAAGAUUUAUUUGACGUGUCGCGAGUUGGGACUUUACUGCUUUUUGAAGAUUUUUCAAUUUGGAUGCGUUAUCAUUUCGGCUACGAUACGUUUAAUUAAUGCAUUUGGAUUAAAAUUUAGAUUUAGAAAUUUCGAAAGAACCGUGUGAAACCCGAUACGUUUCAAAUGCUUGAUAUUGCAAAAUUUUCUGAGCCGAACAAUGGCGAGUUUCGAGUAAAACCACGAUCGCCGAUCGCGUUUCAACGAGCUCGGGAUUUUCUUGUACCUCGAAGCCAAUUACUGCUUGCAAUGGCUAGGCAAGACGCGAAUGGUGCAUACUUUUAUAGUACCUUCGAAACCCAUACUCCCUGGAAUAUAAACUCGUCUAAACAUUCUCGUUACGCUCCAACGAGCGCCUAUUCGAUGUUUCACGACGCAUAUUGCACGCUAAACGUGUGUCGUUUUUCCAUCGACGCACACACACACGUAACUAGAGCGACUGCCCACGUAAU